Drosophila obscura is the source of this 2782-nucleotide messenger RNA. RefSeq names its product homeobox protein caupolican (gene mirr). NCBI's taxonomy places the organism in Eukaryota, Metazoa, Arthropoda, Insecta, Diptera, Drosophilidae. Gene Ontology annotation, biological process: neuron differentiation; regulation of transcription by RNA polymerase II; cell development. The record is from RefSeq and is a predicted model, not a curated record. Gene Ontology annotation, molecular function: DNA-binding transcription factor activity, RNA polymerase II-specific; RNA polymerase II cis-regulatory region sequence-specific DNA binding. The coding region runs from base 178 to 2100 and encodes 640 amino acids. The transcript is spliced from 5 exons. Gene Ontology annotation, cellular component: nucleus.
AAGAAAAUAAAAUAAGAGAAGAGAAGAGAAGAGAAAACUUCGUCCCUUUUAGCACACGAAAAUCGUAUCGAAUUAUUUGGCAGUGCGUUAGUUUGCCCGUGAAUUUGAGAGUUCGAUCUAGAUCGGGACUUCCAGAAUACUUUAAAGUUUAAGUUAAGAGCAAAAAAUUAAUAUUAAAUGACAGUGCACAGUAAUGAAACCGGUAUCUGUUUAGUAAUGAAUGCCGUUUCAACUCACCUUGCCACUUCAUCGCCCAACACACCUCCAACCAACGCGCCGUCGCAGACUCCUCCGUCGACGGUGGCGACGCUAGCUUGUCCCGCCAACCAGCAGCCAUUGGGUACGCCCGUUGCCGGGCCCGGGCACAGUGGAAUGGUGACGUCUACGGUGCCUCAGGGAGCGCGCUCCACCUCCCCGUGCGGGGCGGCGGCCGGCCUGCCAGCACUGCCCGUGCUCGGACAGCCGCCACCGGGACCGCACUCGUCCGGUCCAGUUCCACCGCCCGCCUCCGCCAAUCCGAAUCGCUGCUGCGAUACGGGUCGCACCAUCUACACGGACCCCGUCAGCGGCCAGACGAUCUGCUCCUGCCAGUACGAUAUGCUCAACUAUCAGCGGCUCGCUGCGGCGGGUGGCGUGCCGCUCGGUGUGUAUCCCGAGGGAAUGUCUGCAUACCUAUCGGGCAUUGCCGGCGAUCAACCUCCGUUCUACGCUAAUCCGGCUGGAAUCGAUCUGAAGGAGAACCUCGUUGCCGGCGCAUCCCCAUGGCCAUAUCCAUCGAUGUAUCAUCCAUAUGAUGCCGCAUUUGCUGGCUAUCCAUUUAAUAGCUAUGGCAUGGAUUUGAAUGGGGCUAGACGAAAGAAUGCCACCCGCGAGACAACGUCCACGCUGAAGGCCUGGCUGAACGAGCACAAGAAGAACCCCUACCCGACCAAGGGCGAGAAGAUCAUGCUGGCCAUCAUCACCAAGAUGACGCUCACCCAGGUCUCCACGUGGUUCGCCAAUGCGAGAAGAAGACUGAAAAAAGAGAACAAAAUGACGUGGGAGCCAAGGAAUCGCGUCGAUGACGAUGAUGCCAAUAUCGAUGAUGACGAUGACAAGAACACCGAAGAGAAUGACUUAUUGGAUGCUAAAGAUUCUGGUGUGGGCUCCACGGAUGAUAAGGACCGUUCCGGGCGACUGGGUGAUAUGAUGACGGACCGACCCGGCGAGAGCAACAACAGCGAGUGGUCCGAGUCGCGGCCAGGCUCGCCCAAUGGCUCGCCCGAUCUGUACGAUCGGCCCGGCAGCAUGCCCCCGGGCGCCCAUCCCCUGUUCCAUCCUGCGGCACUGCACCAUCACUUCCGGCCGCCGGCGGGCUCUCCGCCGGACAUCGCCGCCUACCAUCACCAUCAGCAGCAGCUGCUGCAGCAGCAUCAGCAGGCGCAGCAGAACUCCCUGCAGACGGCCGUGGGGGGGACGUCCAAGCCGCGCAUUUGGUCGCUCGCCGACAUGGCCUCCAAGGACAACAAGGAGUCCAGCUCGGCGCCCAAGGACAGUUUGGGCGCGGAGCUGCCGCCAGCGCAUCCGGGCUUUUACGGCCACCCUAGUCAGCAGCCGUCGCCCGGCAAGAUCCUCUCGCCGCUGGCCGCCCGCAUGCCCAACUAUUCGCCGUACGUGCGCCCCGACCUGUACAGGGGCUUCUAUGGCCCGGCGGCAGCGCAUCUGAGUGCCCCGACGCAGGAGUUUCUGGAGCAUCAGCGCUCGUUCAACGCCAGCCUGGCCGCGCACAACGGCCUCGGCAUGAAUCCGCUGCUGUGGAAGGCAGCCGUCUCGGGAGCGGCCAACGGGCCGCACUUUGCCCCGCUCAGCCUGACGACGACGGGGGGUGGCGUGGGUGGAGCCCAGCAGCUGGCACCACCGCCUGUGGCAUCGCCGUCGGCGUCCUCAUCGUCCUCAUCGAUGGGCUGUGAUGUUGUCCAUAUUCCCACAUCGAGCGGACAGUCGGCGGCCCAAAAUAUGAUGGGACCAAUAUCCAGUCACUCAACCGCUUCGUCAUCGUCCUCGCAGUCCGGUAAAAUAUCGCCGGGUGUGAAUGUGACGUCGCUGUGCGCAAAGCCAUGACCCCAAUCGGCAUGUGCGUCCCCAGAUCCGUCGGCGAUUGUUAACCACGGAGGAGCCGCAGCCGCAGCCGCCGCAGCAGUCGCUUCUCCAAUCUCUGCCUUCCGCUCGCUAAUUGCCUUUCGAGAGCAACACCUGCAGCAGCAAGCACCCAAACUGACGCUGCUGCGGCCGUAAUCGAGGCGGUAAAUCGGUAAAUCGGUUAAUGGGGGCGGGGCAGCAGAUCAACUGAUAGGAUGGGCAGCAGUCGAUGAUCUUCUUCUACUGAAUUUUACGAUCGCAGACCAGACCAGAACAGACCGGGCAAGGAAAGGUAUAACACACUUUCGGACAAUAAUUUACAUGUGAUUAUUCGGUAUUUUGAUUAAAGCCGCUUAUACCAAAUAGCAGAAACCAGAAACCAGCUGAAACGUGGCGGUUCCUUUUUUUUGGGGCAUUGAGAACCAAAAAUCGCAGCCGCCAUCCCGCUACCAACCCCAGCCCCCAAACCCACUCCCACACACCCACCCCGCCCCACCCCACUGACGUUGUGCAAUUUGUUGUGGAGAAGAUAAUCCAAAAAUCAUUUGAAAAUAAUUUAAUUUUAAUUAAAUACACACACACACACACACACACACUUAUGCAAUCAGAGCUUAUAGGAUGUAAAUUUUGAAAAUAUAGCAGGGGGCGACCAUCAAUGAAAAUA